This is a messenger RNA of Cutaneotrichosporon cavernicola, 915 nucleotides long. RefSeq lists its product as uncharacterized. Lineage: Eukaryota; Fungi; Basidiomycota; Tremellomycetes; Trichosporonales; Trichosporonaceae. The transcript is spliced from 2 exons. The record is from RefSeq and is a predicted model, not a curated record. The coding region runs from base 1 to 915 and encodes 304 amino acids.
AUGCGCCCCACACUGGUCUUUGCGGUCUUGAGCUGCGUAGCUCUUGCCGCCCCCCUGGCCACUUCCCCAGACCAGUCCAUCGCUGUCGCUCGGUCCGAAGAUUCUUUAGGAGCCCGUGACGCGCAACCCAAAGUUAUCUCCGUUGAUGAGCGACAGUUCUCGCCUGGAGGCGUCGGCAAUAUCGACUUGAACGCAGUUGUCGACCGGGUGACCAAGGCCCUCCAGCAAACUGCAGGCCUCACGGGAGACCAAGUUAAAACCCUCGUCAGCGUGGUCACCGGCAUCCUCCAAGGGCGCGGCUUGGACAGCAGCGUGGUUGGCAAGCUCCUCUCCAUCCCGUCCUCUGUCCUCAUCAAGCUCCCUCAGAUCCUGGCGCCCAUUCUCAUCCCCGCAACCAUGGGACUUCCAGGUGUCAACCAGAUCGUCUACAUGCUCCUUGCCCUCCUCCAGACACUCGGAGGUGGCCUCGGCCUUCUCGGCGGGCUAACCGGCGGUCUUGGCGGUCUCCUUGGCGGCCGUGGUUUAGACGCGCGCGCUCUCUCUGGCAUUAAUGUUGACGACGUGAUCGCCAAGGUCUCCAAUGCCCUCAAGAACACUGGUUUGGGAGAGGGAAGCCGCGACAUUGUUGGAAGCCUCGUCCGCAACCUCCUCAACGGCAGUGGACUCGGAAGCGCCGCCCUCGGCCAGCUCCAGUCCCUCCCCUCCCAGGGACUAUCGAGCGUCAUUGGCGCCCUAAACACUGUCAUAUGGCAGGUUCCGGGUCUCGGACCCAUCCUCGCACCCCUGCUUGUCCUUCUCCAACUUGUCCUCCUCACGGGCAGCAGCGGUCUCCUCGGUUCGGUUAACAACACCACUGGCGGUGUUUUGGGGGGCAAGACUGGGCCCAUUGGUGGGGUGCUUGGCGGAAUUCUCUGA